Messenger RNA from Arabidopsis thaliana (thale cress), 1373 nucleotides. RefSeq names its product Phosphate-responsive 1 family protein (gene EXO). NCBI's taxonomy places the organism in Eukaryota, Viridiplantae, Streptophyta, Magnoliopsida, Brassicales, Brassicaceae. The coding region runs from base 160 to 1104 and encodes 314 amino acids. The record is from RefSeq and is marked reviewed. Gene Ontology annotation, cellular component: extracellular region; apoplast. The transcript has a single exon.
UCAAAAUCUAAUUUCCAUUUUUAAUAAUAAUAAAUCCACUCUGAGAGAGGCAUAUAUAUAGCCCCAUCACACUCUCAUAUAUCUCACAAACCAAUCUAAACAUCAAAGACAAAAACCAAACCUCUUUCACUAUUACACUUUUCCUCAAAAAAAAGAAAAAUGUAUUUGUUAGUGUUUAAACUCUUUCUAUUUUUGUCUCUUCUUCAAAUCUCUGUCUCUGCUAGAAACCUAGCUUCACAAGAACCAAACCAGUUUCAACUACUCAAGUACCACAAAGGAGCUCUUCUCUCCGGCAAAAUCUCCGUUAACCUAAUCUGGUACGGCAAAUUCAAACCAUCUCAAAGAGCAAUCAUCUCCGACUUCAUUACCUCACUCACACACACUUCUCCUACGUCCAAAACUCUCCACCAACCAUCUGUUGCCACGUGGUGGAAAACCACAGAAAAAUACUACAAACUCGCAACACCCAGCAAAAACUCAUCACCUCUGUCUCUAACUCUCGGGAAACAAAUCAUCGACGAGUCUUGCUCUCUAGGAAAAUCUUUAACCGAUAAAAAGAUUCAAACCCUAGCUUCGAAAGGAGACCAACGCAACGCCAUCAACGUCGUUUUGACUUCAGCUGACGUUACGGUUACAGGAUUUGGUAUGAGUCGUUGCGGGACUCACGGACACGCUCGUGGUUUAGGUAAACGUGGCUCCAAGUUUGCUUACAUUUGGGUUGGAAACUCUGAGACACAAUGUCCUGGUCAAUGCGCGUGGCCUUUCCACGCGCCGGUGUACGGUCCACAGAGUCCACCACUAGUGGCACCAAACAAUGACGUGGGACUCGAUGGGAUGGUUAUUAACUUAGCUAGUCUUUUAGCUGGAACCGCAACGAACCCUUUUGGUAAUGGUUACUAUCAAGGUCCACAAAACGCACCGCUUGAAGCUGCUUCUGCUUGUCCUGGCGUUUAUGGUAAAGGAGCUUAUCCUGGUUACGCUGGAGAUUUGCUUGUGGAUACUACAACGGGAGGUAGUUUUAAUGCGUAUGGUGCAAACGGCAGGAAGUUUUUGCUUCCUGCUUUGUAUGAUCCUACGACGUCGGCUUGCUCUACUAUGGUCUGAAUACUAAAAAAAAGUCCAAUGUUUGGUCUUUGGUAGUAGAAAAUAAUAUUCUAGCGUAAUUCUUUUGUUAUGUUUGGUUACAAAUUCUAGUAUAAUUCAAUUUAUUCAUUAAUAUUAUUCUCAUUUUUCCCUUCAUGUUGUAUGACUGAAAUCUUGUCGCUUGGACUAUAAUUUAACGGAAUAUUAUUAAGACACUUUGGCUUAUCCGUAUACAUUGUCGAAUACAAAGCCAAUGCAACUUCUUAAAUAGAAACAAAAACAAUGUAAUU